Messenger RNA from Anolis sagrei ordinatus, 7302 nucleotides. It is a transcript of the gene UNC5C, whose product is annotated as unc-5 netrin receptor C. Gene Ontology annotation, cellular component: membrane. The record is from RefSeq and is a predicted model, not a curated record. Lineage: Eukaryota; Metazoa; Chordata; Lepidosauria; Squamata; Anolidae. Gene Ontology annotation, molecular function: netrin receptor activity; protein binding. Gene Ontology annotation, biological process: netrin-activated signaling pathway; axon guidance.
AGAAGCCCGGCUCCAUUGGUUCCUGCAGCGAGUGCCUUCGCUGGGCUCCGCUUUGCAGCUCGUGGACUGGACAACCUUCGCGGAGGCAAAAGGCGGAGGGGAGGCAGCGCGCCGCCUCCUCUCUCUCUCUCUCUCUCUCUCUCAGCAGCUGGAGUUCAGGGAGGAUGCUGCCGGUGGCUCCUCUCCUCCUCCUCCCUGCUCCUCCUCCUCCUCUUUCUCCGUCUCAGCCCCAGCUCGUGCCACCUCCAUCUCCUUCAGACUUCUUCGGGGCCGGAUUAUGAAAUGACCAUUCCUGGUCCCCUCGCCGCCGCCUGGAGCCCGUCUUUCUCGCUUCUGAGGAGGAGGAGGAAGAAGCAGCAGCAGCAGCAGCAGGAGCCGAGGAGGAGGAGGAGGAGAAGCCCCAGCUGGGUCUACCGCCCGAGCCAAGGCGGCUGAAGAAGAGAGGCUGGAAGGGAAGGAGGGAAGGCACUCGGAGCAGCGGCUUCCACACCCCUUUGGCCCAAGUCUGGCCCGAGUGGGGGCUUGAGGAGCCUCCGAUCCGUCGCUCUCCCUCUCUCGCGGACUUUCCCCGGGGACUCUCCUCUCAGGAAAGUCGCGGGACCCUUGACUCCGUGGGGUGAAGAGGGCUCUCGGUGGCUUCCCCGUUCCCAUUCCUCGCACCAUGGGGAAAGGGCUGGACGCCGCCGCUGCCCGCUACGGACUGGGACUGGGAUACUUGCUGCAGAUGGUGGUGCUGCCCGCCUUAGCCAUCCUGGGCGCCAGCAGCCCCGGAUCCGCCGCUGCUCAAGAUGGGAAGGAUUAUGCUAGAGUGCUACCCUCUGAAGAAUAUGUUCGUAUUGGUGAUAUAUAUGAUGACUUUUUUCAUGAGCUCCCAGAAAGCUUUCCUUCUGAUCCUCCAGAGCCCCUUCCACAUUUCCUCAUUGAGCCUGAAGAAGCCUACAUUGUGAAGAACAAGCCUGUGAACCUUUACUGUAAAGCUAGCCCAGCUACCCAGAUCUACUUCAAAUGCAACAGUGAAUGGGUUCACCAAAAGGACCAUGUGGUAGAUGAAAGAGUUGAUGAAACAUCUGGACUGAUUGUCCGAGAAGUAAGCAUUGAGAUUUCACGCCAGCAAGUUGAAGAACUCUUUGGCCCUGAAGAUUACUGGUGUCAGUGUGUUGCCUGGAGCUCGGCUGGCACUACUAAGAGCAGAAAAGCUUAUGUUCGUAUUGCAUACUUACGGAAGACAUUUGAGCAGGAGCCACUUGGAAAAGAAGUGUCUUUGGAACAGGAAGUCCUACUUCAGUGUCGCCCACCUGAAGGAAUCCCAGUGGCAGAGGUUGAAUGGCUGAAAAAUGAAGAAGUGAUUGAUCCCGUAGAAGACCGGAAUUUUUACAUUACUAUAGACCACAACUUGAUUAUAAAGCAGGCACGUCUCUCUGACACAGCCAAUUAUACUUGUGUUGCCAAAAACAUUGUGGCAAAGAGGAAAAGUACAACAGCUGCUGUCAUUGUAUAUGUCAAUGGAGGAUGGUCAACUUGGACUGAAUGGUCAGUUUGUAACAGCCGUUGUGGAAAAGGUUCUCAGAAGCGUACAAGAACCUGCACCAACCCUGCUCCACUCAAUGGGGGUUCCUUCUGUGAAGGCCAAAAUUUACAGAAAAUAGCAUGUACCACCCUAUGUCCAGUGGAUGGAAGGUGGACAGCUUGGAGUAAAUGGUCUACAUGUGGAACUGAAUGUACCCACUGGCGGAGAAGGGAAUGCACAUCACCAGCCCCAAAGAAUGGUGGCAAGGACUGCGAUGGUCUUGUUCUGCAGUCUAAGAACUGCACAGAUGGGCUUUGUAUGCAGAGUUUCAUUUACCCUAUGUCAACUGAACAGAGAACACAGAAUGAAUAUGGAUUUUCUUCUGCUCCUGACUCAGAUGAUGUCGCUCUUUAUGUCGGCAUUGUGAUAGCUGUCAUUGUGUGCCUGGCUAUUUCAGUAAUCGUUGCACUGUUCAUCUACCGGAAGAACCAUCGGGACUUUGAGUCAGACAUUAUAGAUUCCUCAGCACUAAAUGGUGGUUUUCAACCUGUUAAUAUCAAAGCUGCAAGGCAAGAUCUCCUAGCUGUGCCUCCGGACCUCACCUCGGCUGCAGCCAUGUACAGAGGGCCCGUCUAUGCCUUGCAUGACGUUUCUGAUAAAAUUCCAAUGACCAACUCUCCAAUUCUUGAUCCACUGCCCAACUUGAAGAUCAAGGUCUACAACAAUUCAGGUUCAGUUACUCCACAGGACGAGCUCUCCGACUUUUCAUCCAAACUCUCCCCACAGAUCACUCAGUCCUUGCUGGAGAAUGAAGCAUUAAACAUCAAAAACCAGAGUCUUGCACGGCAGACAGAUCCAUCAUGCACGGCUUUUGGCACCUUCAACUCCCUUGGUGGCCAUCUGAUUGUUCCUAAUUCAGGAGUAAGUUUGCUGAUUCCUGCUGGAGCCGUUCCCCAGGGGAGAGUCUAUGAAAUGUAUGUGACAGUUCACCGCAAGGAGAACAUGAGGCCCCCAGUGGAAGACAGUCAAACCCUUUUGACGCCUGUAGUAAGCUGUGGACCUCCAGGAGCACUGCUGACUCGGCCUGUCAUUCUAACAAUGCACCAUUGUGCAGAACCAAACACUGAAGACUGGAAGAUCCAGCUGAAGAACCAAACAGCCCAGGGGCAAUGGGAGGAUGUGGUAGUAGUUGGAGAAGAAAACUUCACUACCCCAUGCUACAUCCAGUUGGAUCCAGAGGCCUGCCAUAUCCUGACAGAAACUCUUAGCACCUACGCCUUGGUCGGGCAAUCAAUCACCAAAGCAGCUGCAAAGCGUCUUAAGCUGGCCAUCUUUGGGCCACUGAUCUGCUCAUCUUUGGAAUAUAACAUCCGUGUCUACUGUCUAGAUGACACCCAGGAUGCUCUUAAGGAAGUACUACAGUUGGAGAGGCAAAUGGGUGGACAACUCCUUGAAGAACCAAAGGCUUUGCAUUUUAAGGGAAGCACUCAUAACCUCCGUUUAUCCAUUCAUGACAUCACCCACUCCCUCUGGAAGAGCAAACUACUGGCAAAAUACCAGGAAAUUCCUUUUUACCAUAUUUGGAGUGGGUGUCAAAGAAAUCUGCAUUGUACCUUCACUCUGGAAAGAUUCAGCCUGAGCACAUUAGAGCUGGUGUGCAAGCUUUGCAUACGACAAGUUGAAGGAGAGGGACAGAUAUUCCAACUCAACUGCUCAGUAUCAGAGGAACCUACUGGCAUUGAAUAUCCACUUGUGGAUCCGGCAGACACCAUCACCUCUAUUGUAGGACCCUGCGCCUUCAGUAUCCCUCUUCCAAUUCGUCAGAAGCUUUGCAGUAGCCUAGAUGCUCCCCAAACGAGAGGUCAUGACUGGCGGAUGCUGGCCCAUAAACUAAAACUGGACAGGUACCUCAAUUACUUUGCCACAAAAUCAAGCCCCACCGGUGUGAUCUUAGACCUUUGGGAAGCCCAGAAUUUUCCUGAUGGCAACCUGAGCAUGCUGGCCGCAGUCCUCGAAGAAAUGGGGAGGCAUGAGACAGUCGUUUCAUUGUCAGCAGAAGGAAAGUACUGAGAAGGCGAGCUUAUAAUGAGAACGAAGGAAUGUUAACCAUGUCAGCUGUGACUUAUUCUAACCGAACGCCCAAACUAAUUUGUUUUCAAACAAGAGGCAUUCCAGAGGGAAAAAAGACACAAAAUCCUGACUUCUCACAUGCAUAUUCUCCUUGUACAUUAUCACAGGAUUUGAAAGAAUUCAUGCAAAGUUGUUACCUUGAUAAUAUAAUUCAGCCUAACAUCCCUCUCAGCUUGGCUGUACACUGCUUGGUACAGGAUUUUACAGUUUCCUAGGAAACGCUUUUUAUUGCUAUCCAGAUAUAUGGAUAAACUUUCUUAACAAUCCCAGUUUCUAUGAACGUUGUUUACAUCAAAUUCUGGGCAGCGGGAUGGAAAUGACUGUCCAUGGCUCUCUUUUUAUAUAUUUUCCUGCUCUUCUUGUUGUUGUUCUUCUUGUUCUUCUUUUGUUAAAAGCCAUUCUAGACCAAGCCGUGGAUAAAGCAGGGUUGUGGCUAUUUUUCAGAUACAUCAUUUCCUAACGCCCAUUGCAGAUCCAUUUCAUGCUUGCAAAUCUGUCCAUUAGGUGUCUUAAAAUAAUCCUUAAAACAAUGCUGUUUCUAGAUUGAGUUGUUAAGCCAGAGUUUCAAAGUCUUGCAUCUGGCAAGGAGAUAAUGUGGAUGCUAAGCAGGAAUGCACGUACCUCUCCCAAUCUUCCGCAGGGAUGCCUGUGUCCUUUGGUGACUUAAACUGCAGGGAUGUUUUUUUUUCAAGUUCAUGAUAUAUCCUGCCUCCAUCAUAAAAUUGUGUGUGUGUAUGUGUGUGAGAGUGAUAUGCAAUUUGGUGUGGUUUGAGCAGGUGCAAAAACCCUACCAAAACCAAAAGAAAAAAUGAAUAAAAAAAAGAAUUUGCUUGUAUGAGUAUUUACUGAAUAGUAUCUAGUGCAAGGAAUAUUAUAUUUCUUAUUAUUAGUAGUAGUAUUAUUUUUUGCUUACCAAAUUUCUGCAGCAUAAUCUUUGUGCAAUGGCAGCAGUAUCUUCUCUAACACUUUCUAAUUAAAGUUUCAUUCUCUUUCCUUUUUGUUUUAGCCACAGAGCUCACCUUAAAGCCAGUUUCAGUGAGCUAAGGAAUAGUUUGCUAUCAAGUAAUGAACAUUCCUUAUGACACAUGUGCCAUUACAAAUAGAUAACAAUGCAUUUGGUGAUAAGGGAGCUCAGCCUACGUAUUGAACAUUUCAUGCAGGGGAAAAUAAUCACAUGAAAGGAAUGUUGCAGAUCAAUCUAUCCUUAAUUUAGACAUGUUUUCUAAGGUGUAGUCAUAUUGGCUUUCCUUUCUGUUUGUCAUAAGGUAACACAGUCCCAUGCAAGUCAGUGAGCCCUGAAUGGAUUUGUCAUCUUCUAGUGAUAACUAGCAGCCUGAGCUUAUGAAUGUUUCUACUUCAUGAAAUAAUGGAUGCCAAUACUGUCAUGGAUAGAGUCCCUCCAAAGAUUGCUCUUGACACAAAAAUGCUUCACCAUUAAAAAGUGUUUUAUGCAGAUUAUUGCAUACUUCUAUGCUAAAGGAACAAAUUGCUAGGGUUUCAUAUUUGCAUUUACUUCUGAAAGUAGAGGCAAAUGUCUAUUUUUGAUAGAUUGCUUGAGUGGUAUCCUUAGGCAUUUGAAGAAGGGUAGUAUAUGGUUAUCUGUAUUCAUAACAGCUAUCUUGGAUACCACUGCAUAGCAAGUGUUUGCAGCAGGGUAUGGUCUGAAUUGCAAUAGGAUAUAUGUUGUUGGUGGCCUGUUCAAAAAUUGGAGAUUGUUCAUUAACUGUGGCUCAUGAGGAAGGUCUUUGCUUGGCACUUGGAAAAGUCUCUUUUUUGUUUUUUUAAUAAAUCACAACCUCCCACUUUGGCAUAUGUAUUCAGCCUCUCCUGUUUCCUACCUGUUCUGGCCAGCACAUACACACACACACACACACACACACACACACACACACACACACACAUAUAUGUAUAUGAGACUGAGAAAUAUUUGGAGGGUUUUUUCAUCUUCACUUUGCAUUCUUAAGCAGGAUUUUAUUUCUCUGAAGGUUCUCCAGUCGGCAUUUCUAACGGUAGCCGUGAAAAUGCCAUUGGUUAACAGAGAAGGUGAAUUUUGUCUGACCUUUUCCCCAUCUUGACAUUUCCACAGGCUUUUAUUUUUCACCUACUGACUGUGUUUUUUAUUCAACACAGAGCAGCCAUUCAUAAAACAUUCUAUGUUAGGAAAGUAGUUGGCCUUCAGCCUUUGAACAGCCAAAAGCAAAAGGUUUUGACUGAGUUCAUUGUGGACACAGGGUCUUUUAAAAAAGUAGUCAAGGUUUAGUCUGGAAUAUUGCAAUUGGGAUUUGCAAGUGAUCCUGGAUCCAGCACAACUCUUUCAUGCAGAGGCAAACUGUAUCCCUCAGAAGUCAGAUUCAGCAACCCCUGGUAUCAGAUGACAUUUCACGUUGCUCUUAAAAUCAGCGUUGGAUUUCAUCAAUGUAAUGUCCCUAAUUAAUGACUAAUGUCUCUGCUGAUUGCUUUCAACUGAGAAGCAGCCUAUUCAAUUUAAUCAUAAUUAUAUAGCUUCAUCUAUUGUGGGGAGGAGACAUUGUGAUACUGCUGCUGUGUUGGAAAGUUAUAGGUCAAUGGUUCUCAACCUGUGAGCCCCCAGAUGUUUGGCCUUCAACUCCCAGAAAUCCUAAUGGCUGGUAAGCUGACUGGGAUUUCUGGGAGUUGUAGACUAAAACACCUGAUGAUCCACAGGUUGAGAACCACUGAUAUAGGUAGAAGGAAAAUGCAUGCUUGGCUACUCCUUAAGCCUAGAUAUUCUCAUGGGAAAAAUUGAAAAUUAGCAACUUCUGCCAUUAAAAUGUAUGCCAAUUAAAGCAAUUAAAAUGUAUGCAGACACACAUACAUGCCCCUGAUUUAUUGUUAACCCAUUCUUUUUUGCUGAGACCAUUUUUGGCAUCCUGAUUUUUGUGGCCCAUGCAGAAGGCGGACUUCAUUAAUUCACUAACAGUAUAUUCCUCCCAUCUUCUCAAUAUUUACCUUUUGCAGUGAAGUUGGAAGGAGAAAUAACAGGGUCGAUAGUAUGCAGACAUUGUCAUCCUCUGAGACCACCAGAUAGUACUGGGAACAUGCCUUUGCUGUGGUGUUUUUAGCCAGACUAAAGUUACUCAACAGGUUUCCUGAAGCCCUAGGUUUCCACAAAGGAUCAGUAGGGGUUCCACAUAAGAUUGUUCUGGGGGGAGGGAGUGGUAAAUAUACAUUUUAUGAAGGGGUUCCCUGAAGCCUGAAUAAACCUUUCAAGGGUUCUUCCAGGAUCAAAAGGCUGAGUGAGGAAGACUGAGCUAGAGAGACUUAGCUGGGUGCUUUUCAGCUGCUCCCAGCCUUCUCCAACCACUUCAUGUCUGAGUUGGGAUGAAGGGAGUAGUGCAAGUUAUGUCCUAUGGGAAGAAAUGGAAGAGAUUGAUCCCAGCCGUGAGGAGAGGCGGGCACAAAAUAAUAAUAAUAAUAAUAAUAAUAAUAAUAAUAAUAAUUAUUAUUAUUAUUAUUAUAUGUUUGAUAGCCAGGAAGAGUUUGGUCAUGAACAAAGCAUCUCACUGGAGUUUCUCAUGGGAAAUAUCCUCGCAGAGCACUUUUAUGUAGGAUCUUGUUUGGUCAUAAAGUUACCAAGCUCUGUUCAGGAACUUAGUGCCUCAACAUUUCUUUUUAUUUCUUUUUGCAUUCAUCAGCAGUCUUCCUUU